This is a messenger RNA of Misgurnus anguillicaudatus (oriental weatherfish), 2805 nucleotides long. It is a transcript of the gene gabrg2, whose product is annotated as gamma-aminobutyric acid type A receptor subunit gamma2. Gene Ontology annotation, cellular component: membrane. Gene Ontology annotation, biological process: monoatomic ion transmembrane transport; chloride transport; gamma-aminobutyric acid signaling pathway. The record is from RefSeq and is a predicted model, not a curated record. Lineage: Eukaryota; Metazoa; Chordata; Actinopteri; Cypriniformes; Cobitidae. Gene Ontology annotation, molecular function: GABA-A receptor activity; extracellular ligand-gated monoatomic ion channel activity.
AACGACAACGGGAUAUGCCUAAAGCAUUCAGUCGCGCAUGUUACUGUAUAGCGUCUGAAUGCAGCGGAAAGGUUUUAUUAAUAGAAGCUCGUGAGCUUUGAUUCGAUCUCUACCACGCAUGUGUUGCUGUGUGCUGCCGCUGCGCGCAUCAGAUCAUCUGACCCUACAAACAGCUGCAUUCAAACAUUUGUCAGAAAUACUGGAUAUAAAGACACCCAGGAAGAUCACGUUUAUUAUUCGCGUUUAUUUUCUGCGCAUUGCUCACAUAUAACCGGAAACUCGUCUCCGUUUGGUUGCGUUAUUUUGCGAGAGCUCCAUUGCAUCGCGGUACGUUACGGCAAAGGCUUCUAGACGCGAAAGCAACCGCGAUCUGCUAUGUGUCAUAGCGAAGAAAGGCAGUAAAUAAAGGGGACACGUCCAUCUGCGUGAAGAGAGAGGAAGAUGGUGAUCAUGGCUUCUCUUCAUUUAUCUGAAUGCCUGAAUGCAAUGGCCGUACCCACGAUCACAGUCAAGCUAUUUCUAUGGGCUUUUCUAAUCGCCCAUCUUCCCUUAAGCUCUGUCCAAUUGGAAAGCGAUGACGAUGAAGUAACAAACAAGACAUGGGUUCUGACCCCUAAAGUGUACGAGAGUGAUGUCACACAUAUUUUAAACAGCUUAUUAGACGGCUACGACAACAAGCUGAGACCAGAUAUAGGAGUCAACCCAACUGUGAUUACCACAGACAUGUUUGUCAACAGUAUUGGGCCAGUCAAUGCCAUCAACAUGGAAUAUACCAUUGACAUCUUCUUCGCCCAGACCUGGAUUGACAGGCGUUUGAAGUUCAACAGCACCAUGAAGGUUUUGCGUCUCAACAGCAACAUGGUUGGCAAAAUCUGGAUCCCUGACACGUUCUUCCGCAACUCCAAGAAAGCAGAUGCCCAUUGGAUUACCACCCCCAAUCGAAUGCUCCGGAUAUCGAACGAUGGGCGUAUAUUGUACACUUUGAGGUUGACCAUCGAUGCAGAGUGCCAACUUAAACUGAAUAACUUUCCAAUGGAUGAACAUUCCUGUCCUCUUGAGUUCUCAAGCUAUGGAUAUCCCAAGGAGGAGAUCGUUUACAAGUGGAAGCGCAGCUCCGUGGAGAUUGGCGAUAUCCGCUCCUGGCGUCUCUACCAGUUCUCCUUUGUUGGCUUGAGAAACACCACAGAGGUUGUCAGGACUGUGUCAGGAGAUUAUGUGGUGCUGACCGUCUUUUUUGACUUGAGCAGAAGAAUGGGUUAUUUCACCAUCCAGACGUAUAUCCCAUGCACUUUGAUUGUUGUACUGUCCUGGGUCUCAUUCUGGAUCAAUAAGGAUGCAGUGCCAGCCAGAACCUCCUUGGGAAUCACAACUGUGCUGACUAUGACAACACUGAGUACCAUCGCUAGGAAGUCCCUUCCCAAAGUGUCCUACGUCACAGCUAUGGACCUCUUUGUAUCCGUGUGCUUUAUAUUUGUUUUUGCUGCUUUGAUUGAAUAUGGAACACUUCACUACUUCGUGAGCAACCGCAAACCCAGCAAAAACAAAGACAAGAAGAAGAAAAAUCCUCUCCUGCGGCUCUUUUCCUCCAAGGCCCCAACCGUAGACAUUCGCCCGCGCUCGGCCACCGCCAUCCAGAUGAACAACGCCACACACAUGCAGGAGCGAGAUGAGGAAUAUGGGUACGAGUGUCUGGACGGCAAGGACUGCACCAGUUUCUUCUGCUGCUUUGAAGACUGUCGCUCAGGAGCGUGGCGGCACGGUCGCUUACACAUCCGUGUCGCUAAGAUAGACUCUUAUGCCCGUAUAUUCUUUCCUACCGCUUUUGGUCUAUUCAACCUAGUUUACUGGGUUUCCUAUCUCUAUCUUUAAAACAUCCCCUAAAUUUGUUAGUCUGGCCUUAUUUAUUUUCCAAAUUCCGGCGAGACCAUCUCUUGGAAAUGUGAACCUAAGUGAAAAAUUUAAGUUGCAUCUUUUUGUUUUGUUUGUUUUUUUACGUAGGUGUGUUUAGGGUUUAUGUAAUUUGUGAGUUGUUGGUUCAUCUGUUAAAUUUUUUUCUAGAGAGUAUAUCUUGUGCACAAAGCAAAAGUUGUAGCAAAGCAAAAAACAAAACAAAAUCGAAAUGCCAUGGCAGGGAAUGGGAACCUGAAUUUUGAAUUGGAAGGGCAAGAGCAGAAAAUCAAAGGUACUGCAUGCCUACAUGUUUUAUUUGCCCCUAAAGAUGAGAACUGCAUCUAAUAAUUGAGAUCUCGGGAAACUUUCCAAUCUGUCAGGCCUAUAUGAGAUAAACUCUAUCCAUAAAAUACUAAAAACAUGACCCAUGAUUAUUUUUGCAUUCUAAAGAUUAAAUGUAAAUUUUUAAGUCUUUGGAAUUUCUAUACGAUUUGUUAACCCUGGAUUUUUUCAUGUGCGGUCAUGGCUGAUAAAACAUAUGUACAAAUGUUGUAAAUAGUUGAAUACUGUACAAUGUAGUGAUAUACAUCAUACUGCAUGCACAUUUGAGGCCAAAAAUGAGCGAAUAUUUAAAGUCUUCUAUUGUCAUUCAUUAUAAAAAAGAAAAUGUUCAGGAAACCUCAACUUGAACACUACAAUCUACAUUUUCGAUUAUUUAAAACCAUUUAUAGAUAUCUGUCAUUUAUCGAUGGACAACAUUGUUGCUACAUUAAACAACUCAAGGAUUGUUUUCAAUUUGUUGAUGUAUUUAAGAAGUAUAUUGGGAACAUAAAGCAUUGCUGACUACAUACAUUUCAUGAGAAACAAACCAAUUACAACCCAUCAUUAAUAAAAUGUAACAUAUGCAAGCACAAA